AGAAAUCAAAUAGGGCUGGCUCCACCAUCCCAGUGUGAGGUCCUGGUUUCAGCCCAGAGUAUUGCAAGCAAAUAAACAGUAAAAAUGUCAGAGGAAUGAGUAUGUGUUUGGCUAGGAUAGAAUCAUCCUGGGGGUCCUGAGAGAGGCGUUCAUGUCCCUUCAUGUUAAUGGGGCUCCCCCUCAUCACCUGCUCACAUAGCUGGAUGCUGACAAGUAUGAGACGGAUCCCACGCUGGCGCAGAUCCGCAGGGACCGGAGCUACUCCUGGAUGGACAUCAUCACCAUCUGCAGGGACAAACUGCCCAACUUCAAGGAGAAGAUCCAGAUCUUCUACACGGAGCACUUGCACCUGGACGAGGAGAUCCGCUACAUCCUGGACGGCAGCGGGUACUUUGACAUCAGGGACAAGGACGACAGGUGGAUCCGGAUCUCCAUGGAGAAGGGCGACAUGCACCCCCUCCCAGCGGGCAUCUACCACCGCUUCACACUGGAUGAGAAGAACUAUGUGAAGGCCAUGCGGCUGUUCGUGGGUGAGCCGGUGUGGACAGCAUACAACCGGCCAGCCGAGCACUUCUCUGCCCGGGAGCAGUAUGUGAAGUUCCUGGAGCAGACGGUAUAGCUGCCCAGAGCCAUCGUGUGGACCGAGGCCCAUUUCUGUUCUCUGCAUGAUGAUCUGAUCAGAAUUUUUUUAAUCAACUGAUUUUCACUCAAAGCAACUAGAAAUGCAGACAUCACUGUGAUCUUCUCUACUAAUCAAGACCAAGGUACAGGAGCCUCAGGUGGUACUAGCACUGCUCUGUGCCUCAGUACAAGCUUCGGCCCUGAGCAUGGCUGCUGGGGAUCGUGUGAGUGUCACGCCAUGGCCCACAGACAGGGCCCGGCCCGAGGCGCUGCUUCUCUCCAAGCUGCAGCUGGCACGGGAGGGUGCACUAGGCUUCUUCUGCCUUGUCCUUGUCUCAAUAAAGUCAUUGCCUUAACUAUG
Fukomys damarensis (Damara mole-rat) is the source of this 982-nucleotide messenger RNA. RefSeq names its product 1,2-dihydroxy-3-keto-5-methylthiopentene dioxygenase. The record is from RefSeq and is a predicted model, not a curated record. The transcript has 3 exons. Bases 269 to 619 code for a protein of 116 amino acids. Gene Ontology annotation, molecular function: acireductone dioxygenase [iron(II)-requiring] activity. NCBI's taxonomy places the organism in Eukaryota, Metazoa, Chordata, Mammalia, Rodentia, Bathyergidae. Gene Ontology annotation, biological process: L-methionine metabolic process.